GACUCUGCUCGUUUCCAUGAGGCUGGGAGUUGGGGAGAGUGUGUGUCUUGAGAAAUAUCUUUCUAUAAAACCUUCUCAAGAUGGCAACAGUAAAAGAAGAAAAGCAUUUAAAAGCACAGAAUUGACAUGAGGGCCAGGGAGAGGAUAACAAAUGGAAUUUGUGUAAAUAACCUGAAAGAACUUCUACAGGAGUCUCAUACAGCAAGUAGUGUGUAAGGAAGGGAGUAGGCACCUUCAGUUAGGCUAGGAGACCUUCAAUCAAGCCUGGGAGGAAAGCACUUUGGAGGAACUAUGAACUCUCUGCAAAUGGCCAUCAGACUGUCCUGCCUGCUGUCUCAGUGUCUGACAGAGGGACUGGGAGGAACUUAGUAAAUGUGUGGGUGAUGCUGGGCUUUUAGAUCAGUAGUGUAUAAUCAACUGAAGCAGAUCGCUAGACAAUUGGGGGAUAAAGCUUGUUUCUCCUGGGGCUUUCUUCCUUUACUUCCAAGGCCAUCCCAAACUGAAUGGGAGCAACUAGAAGUAACAAAGAAUGACCGUCGGCAGAAGUGUGAAUAAGUGAGUGAUUCUGAUCGCAGAUGACUUGUGGGGGGACCAGAAUCUGGAGGGGGAGCCAGGCCUGCCCCCUGGCUGGAGGAAGAUCCAUGAUGCUGCAGGGCCCGAAGGUGGUUUGGGGACUGCGCCCCCCGAAAGGAAGAUCUUUCUCCAGCCUGGAGAGCUCUUUGGACCGGAGUAACUCUCUGACCUGGUAUGGUGAAGAAUCCUAUAUCCAGAGUCUGGAAGCAGGGGCUAAGUGCUUUGCAGUCCGUUCUCUGGGUUGGGUGGAGGUACCAGAAGAUGACCUGGCACCAGGGAAGAGCAGUAUUGCGGUCAAUAACUGUAUCCAGCAGCUGGCCCAGACGUGUAACCGGAGCCAGCCCCCAGAUGGUGCUUGGGGUGAGGGCCAGAACAUGCUGAUGAUCCUGAAGAAAGACGCCAUGAGUCUGGUGAAUCCCCUGGACCACAGUCUGAUCCACUGCCAGCCUCUGGUGCACAUCCGUGUAUGGGGCGUAGGCAGCUCCAAGGGCCGGGACUUUGCUUUUGUGGCGGGUGACAAAGACAGCUGUAUGCUCAAGUGUCAUGUAUUUCGCUGUGAUGUUCCUGCCAAGGCCAUUGCAAGUGCUCUGCAUGGGCUUUGUGCCCAGAUCUUGUCAGAACGAGUUGGGGUCAGUGGUGAUGGUGCUUGCUGUUCCCCAGACCCCAUCUCUCCCGAAGACCUUCCUCGACAAGUGGAACUGCUGGAUGCGGUGAGCCAAGCUGCUCAGAAGUACGAGGCAUUAUACAUGGGGAUGCUGCCAGUCACCAAAGCCAUGGGCAUGGAUGUGCUGAACGAGGCCAUUGGUACUCUCACCGCCCGGGGGGACCGGAACACCUGGGUCCCUGCCAUGCUCAGUGUAUCUGACUCUGUCAUGACUGCAUACCCCAUUCAGGCAGAAGCCAGUGCAGAAGAGGAGCCACUGUGGCAGUGCCCUGUGCGCCUUGUGACCUUUAUUGGUGUUGGCCAUGACCCUCACACCUUUGGCCUCAUUGCUGACCUUGGCCGUCAGAGCUUCCAGUGUGCAGCCUUCUGGUGCCAGCCCCAUGCUGGGGGACUCUCUGAAGCUGUGCAGGCUGCCUGUAUGGUUCAGUACCAGAAAUGUCUUGUGGCCUCUGCAGCUCGAGGCAAGGCCUGGGGUGCCCAGGCCCGUGCCCGCCUGCGGCUCAAGAGGACCAGCUCCGUGGACUCCCCAGGAGGUCCCCUGCCUCUCCCCCUACUCAAAGGAGGGGUUGGGGGUGCAGGGGCAGCCCCUCGAAAGCGGGGUGUCUUCUCUUUUCUUGAUGCCUUCCGGCUGAAACCGUCUCUCCUCCAUAUGCCCUAAAGUGAUAUUAGAGGGCUGGAGAAGGAGGCUCUGAAUCUGUGCCCAAGUCUAUACCCCUCUAUUCCCCAGGGGCCUGUAGCUUCUCACCUGUCUUCCUACCCCUGAUUCUUAUCUACCCUCUAUUUAUUUCCCAAUUUAUUAUUUAUAUCAGUGACUGAGAGGACCUGCACUACAACUUAGGCCCCUGGUUCCCACUUCCUUUCCUUGCGUCCCUUCGUUCCUUGCCCCCGUCCAGCCCUGGGCAAUUGGCUCUACCUCAGCAACACUUCAUAGCAAAAUCAGUGCAAAUAAAAAUCCCUCAGUGACCUCA
Molecule: messenger RNA, 2205 nt
Organism: Chinchilla lanigera (long-tailed chinchilla)
Lineage: Eukaryota; Metazoa; Chordata; Mammalia; Rodentia; Chinchillidae
Gene: Apbb3
Product: amyloid beta (A4) precursor protein-binding, family B, member 3
Exons: 12
Coding region: 576-1895 (439 amino acids)
Biological process (GO): regulation of DNA-templated transcription
Cellular component (GO): cytoplasm; nucleus
Molecular function (GO): amyloid-beta binding; transcription factor binding
Source: RefSeq, a predicted model, not a curated record